Molecule: messenger RNA, 4693 nt
Organism: Peromyscus californicus insignis
Lineage: Eukaryota; Metazoa; Chordata; Mammalia; Rodentia; Cricetidae
Gene: Mertk
Product: MER proto-oncogene, tyrosine kinase
Exons: 19
Coding region: 177-3155 (992 amino acids)
Biological process (GO): positive regulation of kinase activity; cell migration; protein phosphorylation
Cellular component (GO): signaling receptor complex
Molecular function (GO): transmembrane receptor protein tyrosine kinase activity; protein binding; ATP binding
Source: RefSeq, a predicted model, not a curated record
CUUCUAACUUACGACGCCUGCGAUCCACCGCUCGGCGCUGCCACUUCGGCGCCUGCCGCCGGGGCAGCAGGGACUGCGGCGCUACGCCAGCGCGCUCGGGCGGCCACCGGCGAGUUCAGGACGUUGGUGGGUCCGUGCAUCUGUCCGGAGAGAACUUCCAGAUCCGUGGCUCCGCCAUGGUUCUGGCCUCACUGCUGCUGGGGCUGCUGCUGCUACCCGCGCCCUGGAGAGCCAUUGCUGAAAAGGCAGAAGAAACCAAGCCAGAUCAACUACCCCCAGGACCUAUACCAGGGAACCUACCAGCGGAGCACAGGCCAUUCUUUCCUCACUCCAGUGGGUACCAGCUACCACCAUCCCGGACUCGGAGAUCACUUCCUGCACACACAGCCAUUCCCCAGGUGACCUCUGCAGCAUCAAAGCUUCUACCUCCUGUUGCCUUUAAUCACACAAUUGGACACAUAAUACUUUCGGAACAUAAAAAUGUCAAAUUUAAUUGCUCGAUCAAUAUUCCUAACGCGUACCAAGAAACAGCUGGCAUUACAUGGUGGAAAGAUGGAAAGGAAUUGCUUGGGGCACAUCAUUCGAUCACACAGUUUUAUCCUGACGAGGAAGGGGUGUCAAUCAUUGCAUUGUUCAGCAUAACCAGUGUGCAGCGCUCAGACAACGGGUCGUAUUUCUGUAAGAUGAGGGUGAACGACAAAGAAAUCGUAUCCGAUCCCAUAUACGUCGAAGUUCAAGGACUUCCUUACUUUAUUAAGCAGCCUGAGAGUUUGAAUGUCACCAGAAACACAGCCUUCAACCUCACCUGCCAGGCUGUGGGUCCACCUGAGCCCAUCAACAUCUUCUGGGUCCAAAACAGCAGCCGCGUUAAUGAAAAACCCGAAAGGUCCCCAUCUGUCCUAACUGUACCUGGUCUGACAGAGACAGCAGUCUUCAGCUGUGAGGCCCACAAUGACAAAGGGCUGACGGUGUCCAAGGGUGUGCAGAUCAACAUCAAAGCAAUUCCCUCCCCGCCAACUGAAGUCCACAUCCUCAGCAGCACAGCACACAGCAUCCUGGUCUCCUGGGUCCCAGGUUUUGAUGGAUACUCCCCAUUUCAGAACUGCAGCAUUCAGGUCAAGGAAGCUGACCUGCUGAGUAACGGCUCAGUCAUGGUUUUUAAUACCUCUGCUUCGCCACAUCUGUAUGAAAUCCAGCAGCUGCAAGCCCUGGCUAAUUACAGCAUCGGUGUGUCCUGUCGGAACGAAAUUGGCUGGUCUGCAGUAAGCCCCUGGACUCCGGCCAGCACGACAGAAGGAGCUCCAUCCAUAGCACCUUUAAACGUCACCGUGUUCCUGAACGAAUCUAACAACAGUGUGGACAUCAGAUGGAUGAAGCCCCCAAUUAAGCGGCAGGAUGGGGAACUGGUGGGCUACAGGAUAUCUCACGUGUGGGCGAGUUCGGGGGCUCCCAAAGAGCUUUCUGAAGAAGUUGACCAGAAUGGCAGCUGGGCUCAGAUUCCUGUCCAAAUCUACAAUGCCACCUGCACAGUGAGGAUUGCGGCCGUCACUAAAGGGGGCGUUGGACCUUUCAGUGAGCCAGUGAAAAUAAUCAUUCCUGAACACAGUAGGGUAGAUUAUGCGCCCUCAUCAACUCCAGCCCCCGGCAACACAGAGUCUAUGAUCAUCGUCCUCGGCUGCUUUUGUGGAUUUAUUUUAAUCGGGCUGAUUUUAUAUAUUUCUCUGGCCAUCAGAAGAAGAGUCCAGGAAACAAAGUUUGGGGGUGCAUUCUCUGAGGAGGAUUCCCAAUUAGUCAUAAAUUACAUAGCAAAGAAGUCCUUCUGCCGCCGGGCCAUCGAGCUUACCUUGCACAGCUUGGGAGUGAGCGAGGAGCUGCAGAAUAAACUAGAAGAUGUUGUGAUCGACAGAAAUCUUCUAAUUCUGGGAAAAAUUCUGGGUGAAGGAGAGUUUGGGUCUGUAAUGGAAGGAAAUCUGAAGCUGGAAGAUGGGGCUUCUCAGAAGGUGGCCGUGAAGACCAUGAAGUUGGACAACUUUUCUCAACGGGAGAUCGAGGAGUUUCUCAGUGAAGCAGCGUGCAUGAAAGACUUCAACCACCCAAACGUCAUCCGGCUUCUAGGCGUGUGUAUAGAAAUGAGCUCUCAAGGCAUCCCGAAGCCCAUGGUGAUUUUACCCUUCAUGAAAUACGGAGACCUGCAUACGUUCCUGCUAUAUUCCCGGAUAGAAACAAGACCAAAGGUCAUCCCCCUGCAGACACUGUUGAAGUUCAUGGUGGACAUUGCCCAGGGAAUGGAGUAUCUGAGCAACAGGAAUUUUCUUCAUCGGGAUUUAGCAGCUCGAAACUGCAUGUUGCGCGAUGACAUGACUGUCUGUGUGGCCGACUUUGGCCUCUCUAAGAAGAUAUACAGUGGUGAUUAUUACCGCCAAGGCCGCAUUGCCAAAAUGCCUGUGAAGUGGAUCGCCAUAGAGAGCCUGGCAGACCGAGUCUACACAAGCAAAAGUGACGUGUGGGCUUUUGGCGUGACCAUGUGGGAAAUAGCGACGCGGGGAAUGACUCCCUAUCCUGGAGUCCAGAACCACGAGAUGUAUGAUUACCUUCUCCACGGCCACAGGCUGAAGCAGCCCGAGGACUGCCUGGAUGAACUGUAUGACAUCAUGUACUCGUGCUGGAGUGCCGAUCCCUUGGACCGACCCACCUUCUCAGUGUUGAGGCUGCAGCUGGAAAAGCUCUCUGAGAGUUUGCCUGAUGCACAGGACAAAGAAUCCAUCAUCUACAUCAACACCCAGCUGCUAGAGAGCUGCGAGGGCCUGGCCGACGGGCCCUCGCUCGCUGGGCUAGACAUGAACAUUGAUCCUGACUCCAUCAUUGCCUCUUGCUCCCCCAGCGCUGCCAUCAGCGUGGUCACGGCAGAAGUUCACGAGAACAACCUUCAGGAGGAAAGAUACAUCCUGAAUGGGGGCAAUGAAGAAUGGGAGGGUGUGGCCUCCACUCCUUUUGCUACAGUCACACCUGGAAAGGACGAUGUCUUACCAGAGGACAGACGCACCAAAAAUGGGAUCCUCUGGUCUCACUGCAGUACGCUACCCUUGGGGAGCCCAUCACCAGAUGAACUUUUGUUUGCAGAUGACUCCUCAGAAGACUCUGAAGUCCCGAUGUGAGGCAAGCUGAGGGGAGGCAUGAGAGAACCAAGCAAAUACUGCUUCGUGGGAUCUGGUUGACUUAGUUACUUUACUAUUGCUGUGAUGAAACACCACGAGCAAAGCAACCUAUAAGAGGAAGUGUUUAACUAGGUUUACAGUUUCAGAGGGUCAGAGUCCAUGACUGUAGAAGGAAGGCAGGGUGGCGGAAACAGCUGAGAGCUUACAUCUUGAAUGGCAAGCAAGCGACAGAGAGUACUCUGGGAAAAUGGUACCACUCUUUUGAAACCUCAAAGCCUACUCCCAGUGACGCACCUCCUUCAAUAAGGCCACACCUCCCAAUCCUUCCCAAACAGUUCCACCAGCUGGAGAUGAAGCACUCAAACAUAUGAGCCAUUCUCACUCAAAAUACCACACACUGGUUAUACCUGAUGCUCUGGCAUUUGUUUUCCUUACUUAUUUUACUUGUAAAGUUCGUGGCCUGAUAGCACCAGGUGAAUGCUGUCAAGUUUUCACUAUAAAUACAUAACCAGGGUCUGGAGAGAUGUCUCAUGGGUUAAGAGUGUCUGCUGUUCUUGCAAAGGACCUAAGUUGAGUUGCCAGCAACUAAAUCAGGGGGCUCACAACCACCUGUAACUCCAGGUCUGAUACUCUCUUCCGGCCUCUGAGGGCUCCUGGACUCAUAAGGCCUACUCACAUGCAGUCACACAUAAAUCCAAGUAAAUUUAAAAGUAAGUAAACAAACAGCAAGACUGGGAGUGUGGCUCAGCCGCUGAGUGUGUGUUUCACCCGUGGACUGCCUUGCGCUCUAUCCCAAGACCCCAAAACAGUACAAAAUAAAAAUACAGAGGCUAGGGGAAAUAGCUGGGUUGGAAAGUCCUUAACUUGUAAGCACUAGGAUGUCAGUUUGAUCCCCAGAGCCUACAGAACAAAAAAGUUCCAUGUGGUGGCUCAGGCUUGUCAUCUCAGUGCUGGGGAAGAGGAGGAGACAGGUGGAUUUCUGAUGCCCACAGGGCAGCCAGCCUAGGUGAGGUCCAGGCCAAGGGAGACCCUCAAAGAAAAAAGGUGGACAGCACCUGAGGAGUGAUACUUGAUGCUGCCCUUUGACCUCCAUACACACACACAGACACACAUACACACAUACACACACACCCCAGCAUAUACAUGAACAUGUUCACACAAGAAAAAAUAUACAUAAAAUACAUAAUAUAUUUAUUUAAAGAGAGAACAUAUAUGCAUAUGGUGGAAAGAGACAAGGAUAUUAUAUUUUAAUAAAAGAUGACUUAUUUCACUGACCUUGCAGAUCUUAAAAUAUAUUUCUCAGUGUUAACGUUUGUACAGAAUCAAUGUUGCUUUUUUAAAGUCGUUUUCUUUUCCACAGUAUUAAAUGUAAAAGUGUUUGUAAAAUGAAAUGCUAGAUUUUGACUUCGUUUUUGACUUUCAUGAGAGUCCUGGUAUGCCUUCACGAAUCAUGUGUCUGAUACGAAUGAUUUAUUUCAUGUUCGAGGUUUUACAACUGAUCGCCUGAUCUGACUUCUUAAUAAAAUACAAAUAAGGAA